Molecule: messenger RNA, 204 nt
Organism: Echinostoma caproni
Lineage: Eukaryota; Metazoa; Platyhelminthes; Trematoda; Plagiorchiida; Echinostomatidae
Source: the annotation of a GenBank genome assembly
GCCCAAACUCUAUUCGUCUUGAAAUUUGUCACUUACUUUAUGGACAUUGUGAGCUUGACAGCGAUUUCACUUCGAUUUAUCUCACUGUACGAUGAUGAUCAUGAUGAUUCGGAUGAUGAUGAUGACUCGGAUGACUCGGAUGACUCGGAUGAUGAUGAUGCUGACGACGACGAUGUCAAUGAAGCAGUACAAUCUCAGAGAUAA